Carya illinoinensis is the source of this 1442-nucleotide messenger RNA. Its product is annotated as glyceraldehyde-3-phosphate dehydrogenase, cytosolic. Bases 128 to 1153 code for a protein of 341 amino acids. The record is from RefSeq and is a predicted model, not a curated record. NCBI's taxonomy places the organism in Eukaryota, Viridiplantae, Streptophyta, Magnoliopsida, Fagales, Juglandaceae. Gene Ontology annotation, molecular function: oxidoreductase activity, acting on the aldehyde or oxo group of donors, NAD or NADP as acceptor; NAD binding; NADP binding. The transcript is spliced from 12 exons. Gene Ontology annotation, biological process: glucose metabolic process.
UAAAUAGCGCACCGAUUCCUCUCUCCCUCACUCACUACUCACUCUCUGUUGUCUUUUGAAUCUGCUCUCUCUAAUCUCCUCUCAAAUCUCACCUCUCUUAACAAGUGCGCCAUCUCUCCCGAUCGUCAUGGCCUCCAACAAGAAGAUCAAGAUUGGAAUCAACGGGUUUGGAAGGAUCGGUCGUUUGGUUGCCAGGGUUGUUCUUCAGAGAAAUGAUGUUGAACUCGUCGCCGUUAACGAUCCCUUCAUCACCACUGACUACAUGACUUAUAUGUUCAAGUACGACACCGUUCACGGCCACUGGAAGCACAACGACAUCAAGGUCAAGGACUCCAACACCCUUCUCUUUGGCGAGAAGCCCGUCACUGUUUUCGGCAUCAGGAACCCGGAAGAGAUCCCAUGGGGAAAGUCUGGAGCCGAGUAUAUCGUCGAGUCUACUGGUGUUUUCACAGACAAGGAAAAGGCUGCUGCUCACUUGAAGGGUGGUGCUAAGAAGGUCAUCAUUUCUGCUCCUAGCAAGGAUGCGCCCAUGUUUGUUGUGGGUGUGAAUGAGAAAGAAUACAAGCCCGAGCUUGACAUUGUUUCUAACGCUAGCUGCACCACCAACUGCCUUGCUCCCCUCGCCAAGGUUAUCAAUGACAAUUUUGGAAUUGUCGAGGGUUUAAUGACCACCGUCCACUCCAUUACCGCUACCCAGAAGACUGUUGAUGGGCCCUCAAGCAAGGACUGGAGGGGUGGAAGAGCUGCUUCCUUCAACAUUAUCCCCAGCAGCACUGGAGCUGCUAAGGCCGUUGGGAAAGUUCUUCCGUCACUUAAUGGCAAAUUGACUGGAAUGGCCUUCCGUGUACCCACUGUGGAUGUUUCAGUUGUUGACCUCACUGUCAGGCUUCAGAAGAAGGCAACGUAUGAGGAGAUAAAAAAGGCUAUUAAGGUUGCAUCCGAGGGCAAGCUUAAGGGGAUUUUGGGUUACACUGAAGAUGAUGUGGUGUCUAGUGACUUUGUUGGUGACAGCAGGUCUAGCAUAUUUGAUGCCAAGGCCGGAAUUGCAUUGAAUGAAAACUUUGUGAAACUUGUCUCUUGGUAUGACAACGAGUGGGGCUACAGCACCCGUGUGGUUGACUUGAUUGUCCACAUCGCAUCCGUACAUGCUUGAAUCUAACCUGAAUAUUCAAGGCAUCGUCUUGUAUGUGCUUGUUGAGUCUAGGGUUUAGAUAUGGGUGUACUCCAUUUGCAGUUUAUAAUAAUAAACCUGCGAGUCUUGGAGCUAUUUUUGGCUAAACUUCUGCUCUGGGUAGCUUUUGGUCUCUGUUGGGGAUGUUUUUUGUCUUGAUGUUCAAGGGAUUUCCUUUCGUUUUUACUACAAGAUAAUGGUAGAGGGCCAAUAUCAACUGAUAUAAGCAUAUGGUUCUCAAAUGAGUUGAUUGCCAUUUUUUCCCCUUUCA